AUGGCGUGGACAUACCCAGCGCGAAGAAAUAUAAUCAUCGCCUUGCUGCUGCAGCGCUUGCGCCGCAAGAGGAGGCGGUCACUGUACAUAAGAGAAAUAUUUGACAAACGUCCGUGGUACGGUGAGUACCAUCACCUCGUCCAGGAGCUUCGACACAAUGAUCCGGAAUACCAUUUCAAGUAUUUCAGGAUGACGAAGACUUCAUUCGAUAAGCUAUUGGGCCUCGUCUACGAGAGAAUCCUGCAUCCACCAACGCAUAGGAGGCCCAUCUCUCCAGCAGAAAGACUUGCAGUUACACUGAGAUUCCUGGCUACUGGAGGAUCGAUGCAGGACAUCGCAAUCAGCUAUAGAAUUCAUGCUUCCACCGUGGCAGGGAUCCUAAAGGAGACUCUUCCAGCAAUCUGGGAUUGCCUGAAGCCUGUUGUUCUGGGGUGCCCAAGUGAGAGAGAGUGGGAAAAAAUAAGAGAAGAUUAUGAAGACAAGUGGAAUUUCCCAAAUACGAUAGGAAGUAUUGACGGCAAACACUUCGCUAUCAAAUGCCCAGACAACAGUGGGUCAGACUGUUUCAAUUAUAAGGGGUACCACUCAUUACUAAUGCUUGCUGUUGUAGAUGCGAAUUAUCGCUUUAUUAUGGUCGACAUAGGAGCCCAAGGUCGGCUUUCAGACGGCUCGUUCUUCGGAAAGAGCAACCUCAAGAGAGCCAUAGAAGAGAGAACCCUGGGACUCCCUUCAGGAGUUUCUAGGUGGCCGGUUUGUUUGGUUGGGGAUGCAGCAUUCCCUUUGCAAACUUAUUUGAUGCGCCCUUACCCUGGGAGAAAGUUAGAAGAAAGAAAAAAGGUUUUCAAUUAUCGCCUCUCAAGAGCCCGAAGAUGCGUUGAAAAUGCCUUUGGCAUCUUAGUUUCGAGAUGGCGAGUGUUUUUGGGUACAGUGGAGGGUGAGCCAGAGCUCCUAACCUGUAUGAUAAAAGCAGCGGUGGUCCUUCACAAUUUCCUGAUGGCUGACAAUGCAUACUGUCCUGAUAAUUAUGGGGACAGGCCAUGUGAGGAGACUGUGCAGGAUGGAGAGUGGCGGCGCAUGGUUGCCCAAAUUGGUUGCAGUGCACCACCAUCAAACCAGCGGCCUACCUCAGCUGCCAUGGCGAUGAGGGAUGAAAUUGCAGACUACUUCAUUUCUGCUGAAGGCUCAUUGCCAUGGCAGCUAAGUGUUGUCAGGAGGAGCUGA
Messenger RNA from Dermacentor silvarum, 1221 nucleotides. RefSeq lists its product as uncharacterized. The transcript has 3 exons. NCBI's taxonomy places the organism in Eukaryota, Metazoa, Arthropoda, Arachnida, Ixodida, Ixodidae. The coding region runs from base 1 to 1221 and encodes 406 amino acids. The record is from RefSeq and is a predicted model, not a curated record.